Messenger RNA from Neoarthrinium moseri, 801 nucleotides. RefSeq lists its product as uncharacterized. Gene Ontology annotation, cellular component: cytoplasm. Bases 1 to 801 code for a protein of 266 amino acids. Gene Ontology annotation, molecular function: chorismate mutase activity. The transcript is spliced from 2 exons. The record is from RefSeq and is a predicted model, not a curated record. Lineage: Eukaryota; Fungi; Ascomycota; Sordariomycetes; Amphisphaeriales; Apiosporaceae. Gene Ontology annotation, biological process: chorismate metabolic process; aromatic amino acid biosynthetic process.
AUGGACACAAUCAUCGACUUGUCCGACGCCUCCAGGGCCCUGGACCUGGCCAACAUCCGCUUCCAGCUCAUCCGGCUGGAGGAGACCAUCAUCUUCCACCUGAUUGAGCGGGUGCAGUUCCCCUACAACAAAUCCAUCUACACGCCGGGGGCCAUCGAGAUCGGCCAGGAGCCCGGCGACAGCUUCAUGGACUGGUACCUGCGGAAACAGGAGGAGCUGCAGGCCCUGAUCCGCCGCUACGAGUCGCCAGACGAGUACCCCUUCUUCCACCAGACGGCUAAGGUCAAGCCCGUGCUGGCGCCCCUGGAGUACCCCAAGAUCCUGCACGCCAACGACGUCAACGUCAACGACAAGAUCCGCCAGUACUACGUCGAGACCUUCCUGCCCGGCGUGUGCCCGGACUUUGGCCGCGAGGACCGCGGCGAGUCCAAGGAGAACUACGGCUCCUCGGCCACCUGCGACAUCGCCUGCCUACAGGCCAUCUCGCGCCGCAUCCACUUUGGCAAAUUCGUCGCCGAGUCCAAGUUCCGCUCCGAGCAGGACCACUUCACCGCCCUGAUCCGCGCCGAGGACCGCGACGGCAUCGGCAACGCCAUCACCAAGCCUGAGGUCGAGAAGCAGGUGCUCAAGCGCCUCAAGCAGAAGGCCGAGACCUAUGGCCGGGACCCCGCCGCCCACGGCAACGGCGAGGCCACCAAGUCCAAGAUCGACGCCGACAAGGUCGUCGAGAUGUACGAGCAGUUCGUCAUCCCCCUGACGAAAGAGGUCGAGGUUGAGUAUCUGAUGCAGCGUUUGUUAUGA